AUAAGUUUGUGUUUUAUGUACGCCCAUUUUUCUUUUAAAAUAUGGUGAUGGCCGUCGGUGUAUUGGAAGGGACGUAAGCCAUAUACAUUAUUAUAACAAUAUACGGGCCCGUAUAAAAAGAAACGUUCAUACCCUGUGGUACCACAGUGCAGCAGUUAAGGCUUUCAACGAUGCAACGCAUAGACACCAUCAACAUGUUCUUGCAAAUGACUGGGUGCACCGACAGCAAGUUAAUGCUUUACUUGACGUAUUUCGAAUUUUUGAUCACGUUCUAUUACUUCAUCGCUGCGUACGUGUCGAUUGUGCAUUUCGAACAGAUGAGCGUGACCAUUCAGCUUUUCUCACUCUUAUGCAUGUUGAUCGAGUGCGUGAUACUGCUGAACAUCAUUUUUCGGCUCUACCAUCAAAAUCACAUCCGCGAGAUGCACAAGUACUCGAAACGGUUGGGGAUACCGGACAGUUACCAGUCGAAGAUAAACAUAAUAACAAAAUACCACCUGAUAGCUUCGAAUAUUUUUGUCAUUUUCCCGGUCACGUAUGCGAUUCUCUACGAUUCGGUACGCGUCGGAGAUCCCUUCACGUUUCCUUACUUGGACGUGUUACCGAUGCACACCUACAAUCUCGUGAUUUACGCAUGCAAAUACUUAGUGUACGCGAUAUCUGUGUACAUAGCACACGUCGAACUUUGUUUUAUAAACACGACGUUCAUAUAUUACGUGGGCGUUUUGAAACACAGGUUAGAGACCAUUGUACAAACGAUCAGAGAAGCUGUUGUCGACAACGACGAACAAAAAUUUAAAUAUGCGAUCAUUCAACAUCAAAAGUUAUUAUUAUAUUUUAAUACAAUGAAGAAAGUAUUUUCAAAACCGAUAUUACUGUCAAUGUCAUUCAAUGCUAUAUAUUUUGGUUUGACUACUUCUUUUGUGAUUCAAGCCAUACGGGGUUAUAUUAAUCAAGUAAUAUUAUCAAUAUGUAUAGCAAGCAGUGCAGCAGCUGUUAUAAAUAUUACAAUUUAUACUUUUUAUGGAAGUGAGCUUAUGGAUUUACACGAUAAAAUAUUACAUGUCCUUUUUGAUAAUGCAUUUUUUUAUGGAAACAAAUCGUUUAAAAGCUCUAUUUUAAUAAUGAUGACGAGAGUUACAAUACCGUUAAAAUUUACUGUUGGUUACAUUUUUACCAUCAAUUUAAAUUUACUUCUUAAGAUUGUAAAGAUGUCGUAUACUGUGUUGAACGUGGUAUUGUCAUCGGAAACAAUAAAACCUUAAUAGUUGUCAUAAUAGCGAAAUAAAAUAUACAUAGUCUAGAUUUAAUUCAUCAUUAGUAAGUAGGAUUAGAAGUUGUCUGUGGUUCAACGACAUUUCGACAUAACUACGUAUUUUAUGACUAAUAUUACGAGUCACCUAGUAACUAUCAGCUCUAGUGCGACGAAAAACAUCACCUGUUUUCCGAGACGAGUCGAAGGCCUAAG
This is a messenger RNA of Metopolophium dirhodum (rose-grain aphid), 1468 nucleotides long. Its product is annotated as odorant receptor 43b-like. Lineage: Eukaryota; Metazoa; Arthropoda; Insecta; Hemiptera; Aphididae. The coding region runs from base 171 to 1265 and encodes 364 amino acids. Gene Ontology annotation, molecular function: olfactory receptor activity; odorant binding. Gene Ontology annotation, biological process: sensory perception of smell; detection of chemical stimulus involved in sensory perception of smell. The record is from RefSeq and is a predicted model, not a curated record. The transcript has 7 exons. Gene Ontology annotation, cellular component: plasma membrane.